This is a messenger RNA of Coregonus clupeaformis (lake whitefish), 3586 nucleotides long. RefSeq names its product vang-like protein 2. Gene Ontology annotation, biological process: Wnt signaling pathway, planar cell polarity pathway; multicellular organism development; establishment of planar polarity. The transcript is spliced from 8 exons. NCBI's taxonomy places the organism in Eukaryota, Metazoa, Chordata, Actinopteri, Salmoniformes, Salmonidae. The record is from RefSeq and is a predicted model, not a curated record. Gene Ontology annotation, cellular component: plasma membrane. The coding region runs from base 745 to 2325 and encodes 526 amino acids.
UACACCUGGCAACCUUGUCUACAAGUCAGUGGAGGGUGGAAAAGAAGAAAGUUAAAAUACCUGAAUGGAUAUUUGGGGAUAAGUAGGCCUACGCCGUUUUGGGUGGUCGAAAGCUUCUUUUUCAGUGUGGAUAGAUAUAGUGAACAUGUUUGGAAAUAAUUGACCAUUGAAGUAAAGGGCGAAUAAAAUACAUAAGCGCUAGGGUGAGGUUUCAUGGUUCCGAAACAAAAGUCGGGAAGAGGCUAUGUUCGCACUCGGUUUUCACUCCAGACCGAAGCUGCAGGGAAGUUUAGAGAGGACCCCUGGCCUGAUCGGGCCUAUUGUUAUAUUCACACAGGCCACGUAGCAACGUGGUUCGAAGAGUUGAAUCCUCAGUCCCAACAAUUUGGCAGAAAUUAGCCGACCCUCAUCCCAACGAGAUGGGAACGAGACGAUGAGAGGACACGUGUGGGUUUAAGCUUCGUGAGAAAUUUCGCCGAAGUCUAUCUUCUCUUCUUCCUCCCCUCCCCUCCUUUUUCUAGUCCAUUGUUUCCCUGAUUCCGUCUUUGUCUGGUGGGCUCUUCUCCCUCUCCCUGUCCUCCGGCCUCCAAGAUAGAUUCCCUCAGGAGUAAGGUUGAGCUGCUGAAGCUGCCCCUGGCCCUAUCCACCAAGUCCAUCUCUGAGCGCAAGAGCCAGCUGGGCAGAGUCAGGGAACUAGGCACGGGGGGAAGAGGGGCCUGUCAACCCCGUCCACCGACCCGAGAUAUGGACAACGAGUCACAGUACUCGGGCUACUCCUACAAGUCGUCCCACUCCCGCAGUUCCCGCAAGCACAGGGAUCGGAGGGACAGACAUCGCUCCAAGAGCAGAGACGGCAGCAGCCGUGGGGACAAGUCUGUCACCAUCCAGGCCCCUGGGGAGCCACUACUAGAUGCAGAGUCGACCCGCGGUGAUGACAGGGAUGACAACUGGGGCGAGAACACCACCGUGGUCACAGGCACAUCAGAACACAGCGUGUCCAACGAGGACCUGACGCGCGUCUCCAAGGAGCUGGAGGAAUCGUCUCCCCUGGAAUGCAAGCGCUUCCUGGGGCCUGUGCUGGGUGGCUGCCUAGGCCUGUUUGCUCUGGUCACCCCCCUGGCCUUCCUGGUCCUCCCCCAACUGCUGUGGCGUGAGGCCCUGGAGCCCUGCGGCACGCCCUGCGAGGGUCUCUACGUCUCCCUGGCCUUCAAGCUCCUGGUGCUCCUCAUCUCCUCCUGGGCGCUGUUCCUGCGCCCGCCGCACGCCACCCUGCCCCGCUUCUUCAUCUUCCGCUGCCUGCUCAUGGUGCUGGUGUUCCUGUUCGUGGCGUCCUACUGGCUGUUCUACGGCGUGCGCGUGCUGGAGCCCCGGGAGAGGGACUAUAGAGGCAUCGUGGAGUAUGCUGCAUCGCUGGUGGAUGCGCUGCUCUUCAUCCAGUACCUGGCCCUGGUGCUGCUGGAGGUUAGACACCUGCAGCCUGCCUUCUGCCUCAAGGUGGUGCGCGCGACAGACGGGGCUAGUCGCUUCUACAACGUUGGACACCUCAGUAUCCAGAGGGCAGCAGUGUGGGUGCUGGAUCAGUACUACAGUGACUUCCCAGUCUACAACCCUGCCCUGCUCAACCUGCCCAAGUCCAUCCUCUCCAAGAAGAUGUCUGGAUUCAAAGUCUACUCACUGGACGAGAACAGCACCAAUAACUCCACCAGUCAGUCCCGGGCCAUGAUCGCUGCUGCGGCCCGCAGGAGGGACAACUCCCACAACGAGUACUACUACGAGGAGGCCGAGAUGGACCGCAGGUGCCGCAAGCGCAAGGCCAGGUUGGUAGUAGCGGUGGAAGAGGCCUUCACCCACAUCAAGCGUCUCCAGGAUGAUGACCCCGCAGCCUCGUCCCACAAACAUCCCCGUGAGGUGAUGGACCCCCGGGAGGCGGCUCAGGCCAUCUUCGCCCCCAUGGCCCGGGCCAUGCAGAAGUACCUGAGGACCACGCGCCAGCAGCCCUACCACAGCAUGGAGAGCAUCCUCACACACCUGCAGUUCUGCAUCACCCACAACAUGACCCCCAAGGCAUUCCUGGAGCGUUAUGUGAGCCCGGGCCCUACCAUGCAGUACCAGCGUGAGCAUGGUAGGGGGCGCCAGUGGACUCUAGUGAGCGAGGAGCCGGUAACCUCUGCCCUGCGUCAGGGUCUGGUCUUCUCCCUGCGCCGCCUCGACUUCUCCCUCGUCGUCACAGUGCAGCCCCUCCCCUUCCUGCGUAUCGGUGAGGAGUUUAUUGACCCCAAGAGCCACAAGUUUGUGAUGAGGCUGCAGUCGGAGACGUCUGUGUAGAGGGGGUCAGUGGAGGCUCCUGAUCCUACUGGGAUAUGCAGGGCGCUAGAUCAUCAUGUAAUCUCCUAUCGAACCAUUGUCGUGGAUGUUAACAGAAUGUGAUAAAGCUACGAUCUUCCAAAGACAGAAGAUGGAUGCCUUGACCAUUACUUAUGACACUGUAAAAUUCCCUUUAAAAAAAAAGAAAAAGGUGUUUAUUGUUGCCUGUAGGUCAACUGUCUCCAUCUGUUUGCGAAGGAACUACAUUCCUGAGCUUGUUGUAACUGAGACUCUGUAUGUUGUAGAGUCAUAUAUUCUGUUGUUGUAGAGUCAUAUAUUCCUUGUAUAUGUGGCUCUUAUUUCAUUUUACACUGGCCUUUUUACACAUAAGUUAUCAUGAUUUUGGUAACAUUAAAUGAGAAAAUAAUUCCUGCCUUGGGACAGCAUUCUUACAAUGUUACUCAGACUGACUUUCCUGACUAACCUGUAGUUCCAUGAAGCUGUUUUGAAUGGACUUGUCUUGUCUUUAUCCUGUGUCCACUGUCCUCCAUCCAUCUCCCUCUGACCAGGGACAUGUGAUUGUAUCCUCACUGCAAGUCCUCUGCAGUCAUAGCAAAUCACCAGAUUGUGCCACAUUGUAAAACAUUAAAACAAGCACAGUAACAGCCUUACCCAUGUGUGAUCUACGAAAUGCUGGCCAGUGAUCUUUAGCAAAGAACCACUUCUCUGACCACUAAACCUCUCGGUUCUAACCAAGAUGUGCUGUAACUGGCAGCCUGAUGUUGCAGUUCAUCUUCUGAGCCACAAAAUGACUGCCAGUCAUUUUUAUUCAAGCAGUUAGAACUUUAAUACCAUACAUUUCUGUGAGAACAACCAAUGAAAGUUCAGAACUGGUUUGACAAAAUUGAUGAUAAAGUCAUCUGGAUGACAGAAUGCUAAUGAUUGUCAUUCCAGUUUUUUAUGCAUGCUAGAAUUUUGGGUUUAAAUAUAUUUUAUGAGGUUGUUUGUUUUCUAUAUAUUUUUUACUAUGCCUAAGUUAUAAUUCAAUUCAAAAAAUGUUUUUACUUUUGGAAAAGAGGUGGGGUGUACAAAGAUUUGAAUGUUUCUUUAUUGAUAAUAUUAGCUUGUAUAGUGUGCAAGAUGUUUUUACUUCCUGUCACUGCUUUUCUCACAUACACAAAGUUGUGAUUGUAUGAAGCCCUGUCUUUCAUUCGCUGGUCCUGUUAGCAAAAAUAAUACUGUAAGCCUACUGAUGAGAAGAUGAUUAAAGACAUAAAUGGAA